AAUCUGGCUAUAGUUGGCAGAGCCAGACAAGAUCGUCGAGCAAACAUGACUUCAAGUUCGCGAAUCGCGACUGGUAUAGUCAAAAUAUCUAACCCGGCGAAUGCCGGAUCGUGCCAAAUCCUCCAAUUUGAGCUUGGACAAGUCUCAACAAUAGACCGCUAUGUCUUCCCAUGACAGUGACCCAUUCUAUCUCAGGCGCGUCACUGGCCAUUCAGGAAAACACGGCCACGAAUUCUUGGAGUUUGAGUACUCCCAUGGUCGUCUUCGAUAUGCCAACAACUCGAAUUAUAGGAACGACAGCUUGAUCAGGAAAGAAAUGUGGGUUGGGCCGUUAGUGGUCAAGGAGCUCAAGCGCAUUGUGGAAUCGAGUGAAAUCACAAAGGAAGAUGAUACGAAUUGGCCGAAAAAAAACAUCGUUGGAAAGCAAGAACUCGAGAUACGUGUAGGCAAUGACCACAUUGCCUUCGAGACUGCAAAAAUUGGAUCACUUGUUGACAUCCAGGACAGCGAAGAUCCUGAAGGACUUCGUGUAUUUUACUACCUGGUACAAGACUUGAAGUGUUUGAUAUUCUCCCUCAUUUCUCUUCACUUCAAGAUCAAGCCUAUCUAGCUAUAUUCGUAUCUCUUGGGCCAGGUCCAAAUAAUGCACCAUCAUCACCAUGAAUAUUACCUUUGUAUCGCCCUAAAUUUCAGGCAACGCUGUUUCAAUCACUUUACGAACCUA
Messenger RNA from Suillus bovinus, 724 nucleotides. RefSeq names its product mago nashi. The transcript has 6 exons. Lineage: Eukaryota; Fungi; Basidiomycota; Agaricomycetes; Boletales; Suillaceae. Gene Ontology annotation, biological process: RNA splicing. Gene Ontology annotation, cellular component: nucleus; exon-exon junction complex. The record is from RefSeq and is a predicted model, not a curated record. Bases 161 to 610 code for a protein of 149 amino acids.